Molecule: messenger RNA, 744 nt
Organism: Durusdinium trenchii
Lineage: Eukaryota; Dinophyceae; Suessiales; Symbiodiniaceae
Source: the annotation of a GenBank genome assembly
AUGUCGCAUUGUUUGGCAUCUUGGCGGGAGGUGAAAGACAAUGCAAUUGUGGCAGCCUUGUUGGAGACCUGGCAGCUGGCCGGAGAGGAGCCAAAAGUGGUGAAUGGAUCCAGUCCCAAUCCCUGCCGUGUGGCAGCGGAGAGGCCGGUCUAUCGCAACAAGGGCGUGGGCAAAGGGAAGCACGGAGGCAAGAAUGCAGGACAUGCUGCCUGGCUGCUGGGUUUGGAUGAGCCUCCUGAACCGCUGCGGGAGCCAAUGCAUCCGCCAACAGAGCCAGCUGAGCAAGCCGAAUUACCUGCGCCGGAGCCGGUGUCCAAACCAGAGCAGGUGUCCGUGACCCAAGGUCGACAGCAUGAAGAGAGUGCGGUGGAAUCGCGCACUGAAGAGUCCAGUGUGGAGUCCAAGGAGCAUGAAGAGACGCGGAUGAUUUGCGAGAUUGAUCCUGCAGAGAUUGUAGAGAAGCUGAUCGAGGCCGUUGAGAAUAUGGACGCAGACGAGGUGGAGAGACUUUUGGAAGCCGGCCUCAAACCCUAUCUCAACAAAUCCAUAGAUGGGAGCGGCCAUACACUUUUAGACAAGUUUGCGGCGGAGCAUUCCACAAUGUUGAAGGAGGCGUUGCAUCACAAAGAGUCAGCAGCGGCUUCCACUCGCCAUUUGUUGGAGAUGCAAGAGUCUGCCGCGCAGACCUUACGAGUGCUCCUGGAUCACGGUGCUGUCCUCUCUGCCAACAUCAACAAGAGUUGA